CAAAAAUUUAUUUAUGUCGUCUCUACGUGCUAUUAUUUGCCCAUCAAUAUUGAAUACUGACCUUGCUGAACUUGCUAAUGAGCUGAUUUUUUACAUUUGGAUGUAAUGGAUGGUCAUUUUGUGCCGAAUUUAACGUUUGGACAUCCAUUAAUUGAGUGUUUGAGGAAGCAAUUGGGACCUAAUCCUUUUUUUGAUGUCCAUCUAAUGGUUUCUAAUCCAGAACAAUGGCUAAUUCCUAUGCACAAAGCAGGAAUUAAUCAAUUUACUUUUCAUCUCGAAGCUCCAAGUUUUAUUGGAGAAGACGACAAAGUGUUUUCUUUAAUUAAUAAAAUUAAAUCUUUGGGUUUAAAAUGUGGAAUGGCUAUUAAACCAAAAACUGAGGUUAAAGAUAUGCUGAAAUUUGCAAAGGAAAUUGAUACAGCUUUGAUAAUGACAGUUGAACCGGGUUUUGGUGGACAAAGCUUUAUGAGUGACCAACUUGAAAAAGUUAGAAUAAUUAGAAAAGAAUAUCCUUCUUUAAAUAUUCAAGUAGAUGGAGGGGUUGGAAUUGAAAAUAUUGAAGAAUGUGCUAAUUUAAUUGUUUCUGGUACUGGAAUUAUUCGUUCACCAAAUCCUUGUGAAACAAUAAAAAUAUUGAGAGAGUCGGUACAAAGAGUUUUGGAUAAAUAA
Molecule: messenger RNA, 669 nt
Organism: Meloidogyne enterolobii
Lineage: Eukaryota; Metazoa; Nematoda; Chromadorea; Rhabditida; Meloidogynidae
Source: the annotation of a GenBank genome assembly